GGCUGCUCCGGCCGGGCGUGCGCAAAGACAUCAUCAGGAAGAACGGCGACUGCAACAUCACCUUCUCGAACCUGAAGAAGCGACGGUCUCGUUACCUCCAGGACCUGUAUACCACACUCGUCGACGUGCAGUGGCGCUGGACCCUCCUGGUCUUCUUCCUUGCCUUCAUUAUUAGCUGGCUUACUUUUGCCUUCAUCUGGUACAUGAUCAUCAAGGUCAACGGCGACGUCGACGGGGCAAAGACUUGCAUUGAAAAGGUCGAGACUUUCACGGCAAGCUUUCUCUUCUCGAUUGAGACGCAACAUACCAUUGGAUAUGGAUCCAG
This is a messenger RNA of Penaeus monodon (black tiger shrimp), 325 nucleotides long. Its product is annotated as inward rectifier potassium channel 2-like. Gene Ontology annotation, biological process: regulation of monoatomic ion transmembrane transport; potassium ion import across plasma membrane. The record is from RefSeq and is a predicted model, not a curated record. Gene Ontology annotation, cellular component: plasma membrane. NCBI's taxonomy places the organism in Eukaryota, Metazoa, Arthropoda, Malacostraca, Decapoda, Penaeidae. Gene Ontology annotation, molecular function: inward rectifier potassium channel activity.